Molecule: messenger RNA, 435 nt
Organism: Sphenostylis stenocarpa
Lineage: Eukaryota; Viridiplantae; Streptophyta; Magnoliopsida; Fabales; Fabaceae
Source: the annotation of a GenBank genome assembly
AUGGAUCAAGGUUGUGGUAUGGAAGAGACUGUUGAUUUGAGAAAUGGUGUGGAAUUGACAACAUCAGCAUCUGAUAAGCAUCUUGACCUUCUAAGGCCAUAUGCCCGAAAUUAUUCAAAUUUUAGAGGUCAAGCAAUGGAUGCUGGAGACCCUGAGAAGGGCAACUAUACCCUAAUUAAAGGUCCUGAAGACUUCCAAACAGGACUUUAUGACAAGCCCCUUCCAUGUUAUGGUUGUGGAAUUGGAUGGUUCUCAUUUCUUUUGGGAUUUCUAUGUCCACCUCUGUGGUACUAUGCCACACUCCUAUACUUUGGAAAUUAUUAUAAAAAGGAUCCUAGGGAAAGGGCAGGGUUAGGAGCCUCUGCAAUUGCUGCUUUAAUAUGCACAGUAGCAGUGCUGAUCAUAGGAGCUAUUCUUCAUUUACGCUCCCCCUGA